This is a messenger RNA of Suncus etruscus (white-toothed pygmy shrew), 1291 nucleotides long. Its product is annotated as interferon-induced protein with tetratricopeptide repeats 2-like. The record is from RefSeq and is a predicted model, not a curated record. Bases 1 to 1281 code for a protein of 426 amino acids. Gene Ontology annotation, biological process: defense response to virus. Gene Ontology annotation, molecular function: protein binding. Gene Ontology annotation, cellular component: cytosol. Lineage: Eukaryota; Metazoa; Chordata; Mammalia; Eulipotyphla; Soricidae. The transcript is spliced from 2 exons.
AUGUCUGAGGCUACUACCAGUUCUUUGGAGGAAAUCCUUCCUCAGCUAAAAUGCCACUUCACAUGGAACUUAUUUGAGGAAAAGAUCAUCCCAGAGAACCUGGAAGAGAGAGUGAAUGAGCAGAUUGAAUCUUUAUACCCCAAGUUCAGAGGCACAAUGUACAACAUGCUGGCCUACAUCAAACACUUAGAUGGUCAGAACGAGGCCGCCCUGGAAUGCUUGAAGCAAGCUGAAGAGUCCACCCGGCAGGAGCACGCUGACCAAGCAGAGGUCAGAAACUUGGUCACCUGGGGAAACUACGCCUGGGUCUACUACCACCUGGGCCGACUCCCAGAAGCUCAGGCUUACGUGGACAAGGUGAAACAGGUGUGUGAGAAGUUUUCUAACCCCUAUAGCAUUGAGUGUCCUGAGCUGAACUGUGAGGAAGGGUGGACACUGCUUAAGAGUGGAAAGUGGCAAACUGAAAGGGCAAUGGUAUGCUUUGAGAAGAAUCUGGAAAAGCACCCGAAUGACCCUGAAUAUACUAGUGGACUGGCCAUUGCAACUUAUCGCCUAAGUGAUGAGCCAACACCUGUAAAUGUCAUUGCCCUUCUGCACCAAGCCAUUAAACUGAAUCCUGAUAGCGAAGAUCUUAAAGUUGUUUUAAAACUGAAAAGCAGGAAUGGGGGUGAAAGAGCUAAGUUAGUUGAAGAGGCCCCGAAGGAAGCUCCAAAGACCUCUGAAAUGCCUCAAGCUGCAGCAAAGUUUUGUGAAAGGAAAGAAGACUCUGUGAAGACUUUGCAGUCUACCCCAAACAAGGCCCAGGAGCAUUUCCGUAUUGGAUUCAAAUACCGGGGUGAAGUCCUCCAGAUGACAAAGCGGCCAAUGUUUGGGAAUAGAGAUGACUUAAAUGAAUUAAUUCAAAAAGCUAUAUAUCAUUUAAAGAAAGCUCAUGAGCUGGAUGAAGAUCUUCCCUGUGUCUGCCUCUACCUCGGUGAACUCUACUCAGAAGCAGGUCAGCACACCAAAGCAAAGCAUUACUUCCAAGAAGAACAAAGAAAAGCACUAACUCCCGUAGACGAACAAAGAUUCCACCUACAUUAUGGCAAUGUUCUACUGAGGAACAAGGAGGAUGAAAAGGCCAUCCACCAUUUUCUGGAAGGUGUGAAAAUACAACACAGCUCGAAGGAGAAAGACAGGAUAAAAAUCCAGUUGGAAAAAAUAGCCCACUCAAGGCUUUCUAAAGAUAGAGCAGACCCACAGGGUUUGCAUAUUAGGCAGAUUCUCUAUGGAGCAGCAUAGACCAAUGCAG